UCUUCUAAAAUAAUUACCUCCAGAUAAAAAACAAGAUGGUUUAGUUUUUUCCCUUUGGGUCGAGGCCCCAACCAUUACCUGGGCUCCAUCAGGGUUUACACAAUUAUUGCACUUGCAUUACCUGCUUUUUUACUUUGUUUUUUUUUCCCCCCCCGCAGUGCGUAGACUGAGCCCUACAUAAGGAAGCCUCCCUUUGUGUCAGUGAGAGAACUCAGAACCUUCUCCCCCAUAUAUCUGUCCCUCCUAACUCUGCUGAAAGAGAUGGGUGUUUACACCUGGUUAUGGCUGUGGGUGUCGAUGGACGUUGGAGUAAUAUGUGGGUUUGCAGAGUCCACCUGUAGGCUUCAGGAGACUCUGAACUCUCAGAGUGUAUAUAAGGAGGGUGAUGUGAUCAUUGGAGCAGUGUUCCCUAUUCAUUUACAGCCACCUGAGCCCAACCAGGACUUCACACAACGAGCAGCACCUUUUCGGUGUCAGAGUUUUUAUUUGCGUGCAUACCGUUGGCUGCAGGCUAUGAUCUUUACAGUGGAAGAGAUAAACAGAAACCCCCAGCUGCUGCCCAAUCUCACCCUGGGGUAUGCCCUGGCUGACACUUGUCUCGCAGAGAGAACAAUAUUAGGCGCUGCGUUGGGGCUGGUAACCGGGAAGGACCCUGUCGUUACGAGUUCCAGGUGCGGCCGCACUCCCAAGGUGCCUGUCAUCCUCGGUGAUGCCCGCUCUUCAGGAUCCGCCGUGAUUGCUAGCUCACUGGGAGUCUUCGGAAUCCCCUUGGUGAGCUAUGCUGCAACAUGUGCUUGCCUUGGAGAUCGCCAAAAGUACCCAACAUUUUUGCGAAUUGUACCAAGUGACGCCUUUAAGGCUCGGGCCAUUGCACGCAUGCUGCGCCUCUUUGGCUGGACCUGGGUGGGGGUGCUGAUGGGAGAUGAUGACUACGGCAGGUCUGGAAUCCAGCAUCUGAUGGAUGAGUUGAAGAACUCUGAGGUGUGUGUGGCCUUUUCUGAGGUCAUCCCCAAGGUCAACUUGGAGAAAAGUAUCCCGCGCAUUGUGGAGACACUCAGGCAUUCCACAGCAAAAAUCAUCAUCACUUUUGCCAUUUCCACAGACAUGAAUGCCCUGCUUAUGGAGGUAGUGAGACAGAACAUCAGUGACAAGCAGUGGAUUGCCUCAGAGUUAUGGAGUACCUCAAAUAUCAAUUCAUCUCCAGAAAUCCUGUCCAUACUGCAUGGCACUAUUGCAUUUGUCUUGCACAAGGGAAACAUUAGAGGUCUCAGGUCUUUUCUCACAGGGGUGCGGCCCAAAUAUUUGCCCUCUGACCCCUUCGUGCAGGAAUUCUGGGAGACAAUGUUCGGAUGCUCUUUUAAAAAUGACCCCACCCUUUCUCUGUCAGCAAGGCCCCAAUGCACAGGGUCUGAGAACUUGGACAAUGUUGAGAACAUUUAUACUGACGUCUCUCAGUUGAGGAUCACUUACAAUCUGUACAAGGUUGUCUAUGCCAUCGCACAUACCAUUCAGAACAUGUUGUCCUGCCAACCAGGAGAUGGCCCCUUUGAAAAUGGGGGGUGUCCAGAUGUCACCAACCUCCAGCCCUGGCAGAUUCUCCACUACCUCCGCACUGUCAACUUCACCACACCUGCGGGUGAGGCUACACAUUUUGAUGAAAAUGGUGAACCACCGGCUGCUUAUGACAUCAUUAACUGGCAAGUGGGGGCACAGGGGACGGUGGAGUUUGUCACGGUGGGACAGUUUGACUCUGUGGACAGAUUUAACAGCAAGUUUGACAUCGAUGAGAAAAGUGUCAUUUGGGGCGGUGGCCAGAAUGAGGUGCCUGUGUCCGUCUGCAGCAUGUCCUGUCCCCCAGGCACUCGGAAGGCUGUGCAGAAAGGAAAGCCCAUCUGCUGCUUUGACUGCUUACCAUGUGUAGAAGGGGAGAUCAGCAACACCACUGGUUCAACAGAGUGCCUGAAGUGCCCAGAUCGAUUCUGGUCGAAUGCUGCUCGAACAACCUGCAUUCCAAAAGAUGUGGAGUUCCUGUCCUUCCAGGAGACCAUGGGGAUCAUUCUUUCUGCUCUUUCAGUCUCUGGGGUGGUCCUCACAGGCUGCGUCAUUACCACAUUCUUUUUCCACCAGGACACACCUCUCGUUAGGGCAAACAAUGCAGAGUUGAGCUUCCUGCUGCUGCUGUCACUCUCUCUCUGCUUCCUGUGUGCACUGGCCUUUAUUGGUCGCCCCUCUCUCUGGUCCUGUAUGUUGCGUCACACACUGUUUGGGAUCAGUUUUGUGCUCUGCAUUUCCUGUGUCCUCAGCAGGACGGUGGUGGUGCUGGUGGCCUUCCGUGCCUCAGUCCCUGGCAGCAACAUCAUGCGGUACUUUGGCCCGGUGCAGCAGAGACUGGCCAUCUCCCUCUGCACCUCUGUCCAGGUGCUCAUCUGUGUGCUGUGGCUGGUUUUCUCACCGCCCAUCCCAGCCGAGAUACAGGGGCGGAGUCCCAGGAUCGUCCUCGAGUGUGAUGUGGGCUCAGUGGCUGGAUUUGCCUGUGUCCUGGGCUACAUCGGCCUGCUGGCGGCCAUCUGCUUCCUGCUGGCCUUUUUAGCCAGGAAGCUCCCUGACAACUUCAAUGAAGCUAAGUUCAUCACCUUCAGCAUGCUCAUCUUCUGUGCUGUCUGGAUCACCUUUGUCCCAGCCUAUGUCAGCUCCCCGGGGAAAUACACAGUUGCUGUGGAGAUAUUCGCCAUCCUGGCCUCCAGCUAUGGACUUCUCCUCUGCAUCUUUGCUCCCAAGUGUUAUAUAAUCCUACUGAGACCUGAAAAAAAUACCAAGAAGAUGAUGAUGGCCAAAUAAAAGUCAUAACAUGUAAUUACAUUAAUGUGUCUGAGAAACCAUCAAGAGAUGGCUAGAAUAUUUAUCUGGCUUUGUUUAGAUGUUGGAUCACUUGACCAGUCAACUUUCAGAGCUGAAGCUGCAAGACAUUUUACAUCAUCAUAUUAACUAAAUUCAGAAAAUGAAUGUGUCACCACUUUGUAAUACAUUUGAAUCUGUUCUCUAUCUUCUUUGUUCUAGUUUUUCUUUACACACAUAGUUGUCUUAUAAACAAAAGAUGUGAAUUCAUUAAACUAUAUAACAUUCAAAUAUUAAAAUAAGAAAUGUAAAAUAUUCAAUAAUAUGUCAUCCAAUAAAUUAAAAUGAUUCCAGGAACUAAAAUUAUAUAAAUAAAACAUCU
This is a messenger RNA of Anguilla rostrata (American eel), 3217 nucleotides long. Its product is annotated as extracellular calcium-sensing receptor-like. Gene Ontology annotation, molecular function: G protein-coupled receptor activity. Gene Ontology annotation, cellular component: plasma membrane. The transcript has 6 exons. NCBI's taxonomy places the organism in Eukaryota, Metazoa, Chordata, Actinopteri, Anguilliformes, Anguillidae. The record is from RefSeq and is a predicted model, not a curated record. Gene Ontology annotation, biological process: G protein-coupled receptor signaling pathway. The coding region runs from base 262 to 2838 and encodes 858 amino acids.